Molecule: messenger RNA, 1725 nt
Organism: Anoplophora glabripennis (Asian longhorned beetle)
Lineage: Eukaryota; Metazoa; Arthropoda; Insecta; Coleoptera; Cerambycidae
Exons: 2
Coding region: 149-1645 (498 amino acids)
Biological process (GO): multicellular organism development; proteasome-mediated ubiquitin-dependent protein catabolic process
Cellular component (GO): cytoplasm
Molecular function (GO): zinc ion binding; ubiquitin protein ligase activity; ubiquitin conjugating enzyme binding
Source: RefSeq, a predicted model, not a curated record
CGUAAGUCGUAAGUUUUACAAUAUAAGCUACAGGACUACAUGUUUUAUUGUUUGUCAUUAUAAUAAAUUCGUGUUGCUGAUAAUAUAUUUGGUGAAAUAACUGCAUAUUGUAUGCUUAGGAUUGGUAGUGUACAAAGCCGGAUACAUAAUGCCACUGAACUAUGAAAUUCCGAAUGAAGACAUGGACGGCCUGGUGUGUUCCUCUUGUAACAACUACCUCUCAGUUUUUCCAAUUUACCUGACAAACGAUAACUCUGCCGUCUGCGGCCGCUGCACCCAUUCCAACAAAGACUUCAUCCGCGACGUAGCUUACGAAGCUAUCGCCGAGUUCCUGCAAUUCCCCUGCUGCUACAAGAGGAACGGUUGCGAAGAGCGACUAUCACCACACAAACUUGAAGAGCACGAACCAGCGUGUCUUUUCCGGAUAUUGGAAUGCCCUAGUAAGGCUUACACUAGGUGCAAAUGGCUGGGACACCGUACUGAUCUAAUUAAGCACUUUGAGGAAAAUCAUUUGCACCUGUUGCUGAAGACUGGCGAAUUUAAACUGAAUUUAGACAGUUCUGUUAAGGAAAACCUCCUUAAGACUUUUGAGGACGAGUUGUUCAUCGUCAAAAAAGACUUUGACGCACGUAAACAAAAUUUUUCUUGCUCUGUGGAACGGUUUGCAGCUCAGUCAAAUUCCAACCGUUACAGCUACCUCGUAAAACUUUUAAGCGAUGAUAGAGAAUCCUGGUGCAAAUUACCAGUGAAAACUACGGAAAAUGGGGAAACCGUAACUGCGGACGAUGAUUGUAUAAAACUAAAGUUAAACUGUCCCGCAUUCAUUGUUGUUCAAAUUGAAAUUUUCAAAUCAGAUAAUACAAAGCAGGAAUAUACUGUAGAGAAAACUGUUAGCUUGGAGAAAAAUGCUGAUCUAGAUUGGGAAGUUUUAAACGAAUUAGUGUGUCCAGUUUGUUACAUUAUCAUAUCUUCUGAAAUCUACCAAUGCACUGGUGGUCACAGUAUUUGUAACGAGUGUAAACCUGUCGUAAAAAAUUGUCCCUUGUGCAGAAAGGACGUUUUAGACACAAGAAAUUACGCUUUGGAAAAACUGAUACCGUUUCUGACAUACCCUUGUAAGUUUCAUAAGGAUGGCUGCACUUACACUUCCAAAUGCAAGGAGAUUAAGAACCAUGAAGAGAACUGCAAUUUUGGUCCCUUUGAAUGUCCCUUGAAGGAAAAUUGUCAAGUGAAAAUUGACAGGUCUCGCAUUGUUGACCAUUUUGAAAGGUACCACCGUCAUUUGAUAUUAAAAUCAAACAGAAUUACUAGCCCUUUUGAUGUGGCUGAAAUGAGAGAAUGCUUGUACUUGAUGAAAUUUUUGAACAACAUAUUUUUGGUUCAAUACAAAUACACGAACAGGCAAUUUUACUGGACCGUACAGUUGAUAGGAACUGCUGAAGAUUGUAAAAAGUUUAAAUUCGACAUAGAUGUUAUUGACAACUCUAAAAGAAAGUUGAGGUGCUACAUGAAAGGUUUCUGUGUACCAAUCCAAGAGAAGAUUGAUUUUGAGAACCCUCUUAAGUACAUCAUGUUGACUUAUGAACAGUUGCAACCUAUGAUUACUACCACAUUAGACUAUAAUAUUCAUAUUGUCAAGGAGUGAAAUAACAAGGCAAACAUAUUUUCAAAAAAAUAGCGGUAUUUUGUCCUAGUAUUUUUGUCAUAUUUUGUUUACUUUCUUUA